Molecule: messenger RNA, 276 nt
Organism: Coniophora puteana RWD-64-598 SS2
Lineage: Eukaryota; Fungi; Basidiomycota; Agaricomycetes; Boletales; Coniophoraceae
Exons: 2
Coding region: 1-276 (91 amino acids)
Source: RefSeq, a predicted model, not a curated record
AUGUCACUUCGUAACUCGACUAGCUUGCAGACGAUGUCGUCCGAAUCAUCGAGCAAGACCUCCAUUUUUUCUAGGUCUGUGAGGAGGGUCAAGAAACGCUUGUCGACGGUGAGCUUGAAGUCGCCAAGACGUUCAGGUGGGAGGGAGUCAGGGAGUCCACCUGAGACUCGGUCCCCUCAAGCAGACAGCUUCACUUCCUCCAGCUCAAAUCUUAGUCCUCUCGAAGCACUGUUACCCGCGCUUGCAUCUCCAUAUCCACUCUGGAUCCCUAUUUAA